AGCGGCGGCGGGGCCUGGCCGGGCCGGGUCGGCGCGUCUCCCCAUCCGCCCGCUCCGGGGGCAGGCGCCGAGCCGCCCGCGGCACCCGCAGGUGGAUGCCCGCCGCACGGCAUGGAGCAGGCCUGCGAAGUGAGCCGCCGCAGCUGCCUCGUCCCCUUCGGCACCUCGCUGUCGGCCGCCGAGCCCAAGGGCGGCCCCUUUGGCGAGGCCCGCGGCCCCGAGCCGCCUGCCAUGCAGCUGGCGGCCGCCAAGCCCGGCUACGGCCAGGACCCGUCGUCCUGCUACAUCCCGCUGCGCCGGCUGCAGGACUUGGCUUCCAUGAUUAACGCCGAGUACCUCGGCGGUGCCGCCGACGGCGCUGAGGCCCUGCCCGACCCUGGCUCGCCGGGCCCCCGCCUGCCCGCGGCGCAGGACCCUGCGGCCGAGGUGCCCCGCGGGGCCCGGGCCUUUCCCCUGCUCCUGCGGGACGGUGGAGAGGAGGCGCCGGAGGAGGAGGAGGAGGGCGCCGAGACUCCGGAGGAGGAGGACGAGGACGACUACGACGACGACGACGACGACGACGACUACGAGGAAGAGGAGGAGGACGGCGACGACGAGGAGGAGGCGGCGACAGAGUCCGGCCCGCGGAGCCGCGGCCGCUCCACUCUGCAGCGGGGCUCCGACAGCCGCCUACAGCCGGCCGAGUCGGUGCCGGACGGCGGCCCCGGGGAGCAGCCUGAGUCCUCGGCGGCCCUGCAACUCUAUGUUUUUGAACCUCAAGGUUCUUUGCUGGAGGAUACUCUGAGCUUUAAGAAUUGA
This is a messenger RNA of Sturnus vulgaris (Common starling), 798 nucleotides long. NCBI's taxonomy places the organism in Eukaryota, Metazoa, Chordata, Aves, Passeriformes, Sturnidae. The record is from RefSeq and is a predicted model, not a curated record.